AUGAACCGCGAUCGAGAAAUGAAGAAAUUCGAGGAAAUCUACUUUCCGAAGAAAACGCACGAAUUACGAGAUCGCCGUAAAUCUUUUCAAGUUUUCGAGGGCAGCAUUGGCGAAAGAACAUCGUUCUAUCGAUCUAUCGUUGACUGGCUACCUAAUUCGGCCGUAUUAGAUCGGACAACUAUCUGGCAAGAAACAAGAAGAAAAGGCGGGACGUACUUACAUUCUUUGUGGCUGGCAACAAUGGGAAACAAGCCGAGCUACUUCCUUCCUGGUCUUAUCGGGCUCUUUGCCCGUUCAAAACAGACCUCGACCUACGGAAUCACUGCACGCUCCACGAUUCCUGGAUUGAUCGAUCUCGACCUGAAACUGGUUUGCUACGGCCGAAAUUAUUCUCCGGAUUGCCGAUCAUUGUUCGAUCGUCGAUAUUCCCUUGGCGCUAUGAACACGUCGAUUAUCAUAAAAUAUAGCCGGAAGGAUUAA
Apis cerana (Asiatic honeybee) is the source of this 480-nucleotide messenger RNA. RefSeq lists its product as uncharacterized. The record is from RefSeq and is a predicted model, not a curated record. NCBI's taxonomy places the organism in Eukaryota, Metazoa, Arthropoda, Insecta, Hymenoptera, Apidae.